Messenger RNA from Vicia villosa (hairy vetch), 3975 nucleotides. RefSeq lists its product as uncharacterized. Gene Ontology annotation, molecular function: nucleic acid binding; RNA-DNA hybrid ribonuclease activity. NCBI's taxonomy places the organism in Eukaryota, Viridiplantae, Streptophyta, Magnoliopsida, Fabales, Fabaceae. Bases 1 to 3975 code for a protein of 1324 amino acids. The record is from RefSeq and is a predicted model, not a curated record. The transcript has 7 exons.
AUGGACACAGUUGCUCAGGCUAUUGCGGACCCCCCGCAAAGAAAUCCUGCUGAUAUUCGUGUCAAUGGCGAGCCUGUGAAUGGAGGACCUGGUGUAAUUCCCCCUGCUGCUAAUCAAGGUAAUCCCCGUGGGCCUCCCCAGCCUACUCCUGAAGGACAAACCACACAACAAAUCAGAAGGGCUGCUGCUAUCCCCGUGUUGGAAGAGGACCGACAUGAGGACUUGUUUCCUGAAAGUGAAUGGGGAUUUCCGCAUGAUGCUGGACGGAUGUUUAGAGGUUUGGAAGAAAGGAUGAGGGCAAUGGAAGGCCAAAGACUGGGUAUGGAUAUCAAUGACUUGGGUUUAGUUCCUGGCGUCCGUGUGCCACCAAAAUUCAAAGUACCUGAUUUUGAGAAAUACAAGGGGAACACUUGCCCUAAGACACAUGUCCGAGCUUACUAUCGCAAAAUGCAUGUAUACUUUGAGGACGAAGGACUGUUGAUGCAAUUUUUCCAAGAUAGCCUGACUGGGGCAUCCUUGGAAUGGUAUAUGAGGUUGGAGAGAACUCACAUCCGAAGUUGGAGGGACCUAGUUGAGGCCUUCGUGAAGCAGUAUCAGUAUAAUGUCGACAUGGCCCCGAAUCGCACUCAGUUACAGAAUCUAGCCCAGAAAGCCAAUGAGUCCUUCAAAGAAUAUGCGCAAAAAUGGCGCGAGUUGGCGGCUAGGGUCCAGCCACCAAUGAUGGAAAGAGAGAUGAUGGACUUGUUCACCAACACUCUGGAGGGCCAAUACUACUCCGCCUGCUCUGCAUCCUCAAGUUUUGCCGAGUUGGUUAUGAUUGGUGAGCGAAUUGAAAGUGGAAUUAAGGCUGGUAGAAUACAAAAUCCAAGUACUGCUAGUUCCUCCUCUGGGGCAGGGGGGAAGAAACCUUAUAACGGAUUUGCUAAGAAGAGAGAGGGUGAGACUAGUGCUGCUUACUAUGGUAGUGGCAGAAAUCAGGCUCAUCAACAAGUAGCCGUUGUGACUAUCCCAAAUGCUCCCUUCCAACAUCAACAACAAGGGUAUCAGCCGCGUCAGUAUCAGCAACGGCCGAAAUUGCCAGAAAGAGUUUUUGAUCCGAUCCCAAUGACAUACGCACAAGUAUUGCCAUAUCUCCUCGAUUUGAACUUGGUCCAAUUGAGGACUUUGGCCACUCCUGCUAAGUUGCCUGCCAAUUGGGAUGCCAAUGCAAGAUGUGAGUUCCACUCUGGAUCACCUGGACAUAAUAUUGAAAACUGUAAAGCAUUGAAGCAUAAAGUCCAGGAUCUUCUCGACUCUAAAGCCAUCGAGUUUACUCCUACUCAAGGACCUAAUGUUGUUCAGAAUCUUAUGCCUCCCCAUGGAACCCAUGCGGCAAAUGCUAUUGAGGUUGUUGAAGACACUCACCCGGUUAAGGAUGUGAUCGAAUUGGGUUCAUUGUUGCCAUUAUUGAAGAAGGAAUUGUUGAGGAUGAGUCUAUAUGCUGGUUGUGGAGAAUUCUGUACUAAUUGCAUGGACACUUCCUCAGUUUGUGAUAAGGUGAAAGAUGGGAUUCAACAGUUGAUGGAUAGUGGGUAUCUACAGUUUGAGCGUGUGCGACGUCCUGAAAUGGUUGAAAACACAGUUAAUGUGGCAUCUAUCCCGUAUACUCCUGCCAAGAUUCCAAUUCCUGCCAGAGCACCUCCUUUGGUUAUUACACUUCCUGGUCCCGUCCCAUAUAACAGUGAAAAAGCAAUUCCAUGGAAUUAUGGGGGAGAAGUUUUCUACCAAGGGGCCAAGUAUGAGGUUAAAGCGCCGGUUGAGAAAGAAGAUGUUGACAAUGUUGUGGGCAGUGGAAGAAUGACGAGAAGUGGUCGUAUUUUCAAUCCUCCCCAGAAUACUCGCGAUGACAAUGCAGAAGCUUUAGCUCAAGCAAAAGGUAAAAGAGUGGUAGAAGAUGCAGUAGAUCAAGGGCAAAGCUCUAAUUCCGGUGAUACUUUGCUCUUGUGUUCGGAGACACAUCGAAACGCGUUGUUGAGACUCUUAAGUACUGCUUUCGUCCCUCCAGAGAUCUCAGUAAAUCAACUCGAAGGAGUGGUGUCAAACAUCAACGCUGGUAAUGGAUUGGGGUUCACUGACGCUGAUCUGCCUCCUGAGGGCAGAAACCACAAUAGAGCUUUGCAUAUAUCGGUGGAGUGUAAAGGGACUAUGUUAUCACGUGUUCUCGUGGAUAAUGGAUCUUCUUUGAAUGUAUUACCGAAGUCGUCUUUGAUGAGGCUGGAUUACUCUGGUGUUGAGAUAAGGCCAAGUGAAUUGACGGUGAGAGCCUUUGAUGGCUCGAAGAGAUCAGUAUUUGGGGAGGUCAACUUGUCGAUAAUGAUAGGUCCUCAACUCUUCACUAUUACUUUCUUCGUGAUGGAUAUCCACCCGUCUUACAGUUGUCUCCUGGGACGUCCAUGGAUCCAUGCUGCUGGGGCCGUGACUUCCACAUUGCAUCAGAAACUUAAAUUCGCGACUCAAGGGAAGAUAGUCACAAUAUGUGGGGAGGAAGAACACGUGGUAAGCCAUCUUGCGUCCUUCAGGUAUAUUGAUGUGGAAGGAGAGGUCCACGAGACGCCUUGCCAAGCCUUUGAGGCUGUCCAGACCAUCAAGAUCCCUUAUGUUGAAAAUAAGAAGUUGGAGGCCCCCAUGUCUUCAUUAAAGGAAGCUAAAGUUGUGGUUGAAUCUGGUCAUCCUGAAGGAUGGGGCCGAGUCUUAGACCUGUCGGUUAAGCAGGAUAAAUGUGGGAUUGGAUAUCAGUUGGGUCAGAGUUCAUCUAAUGAGGCCUCCAAGAAGCCCGGAACCUUCGUUCCGAUCAAGUUCUCUAGUGCCGGCAUCGUCAAGGAUCAUAUUUGUGCUGCUGAUGAUGAUAUGGAUAGCGAUUAUGACAUCGAGGAAUGGAUCAAGCCGUGUGUCCCAGGACAGAAGCUUCUCAACUGGUCGUCCGAGGACAUCAUCUCAAUUGCUUCUGAUCAAGAAUCCACCCCUCCUCCAGAUUCUAUUGAUAACGAUCUUGCUAUGCCUCAUUAUGACUUCGACAAUCCUAUCUACACCGCCGAAGAAGGGGAUGAAGAAGAUUAUAUGCCUGGAUUAGAUAGUGAUAUUGUUGUGCACAGGUUACCUCUUAAAGAGAACUCGCCGCCUGUCAAACAGAAACUCAGGAGAACACGUCCUGACAUGUCCAAGAAAAUCCAGGAAGAGGUUCAGAAACAGUUUGAUGUCGGCUUUCUUGCUGUAACAGUUUAUCCACCAUGGGUCGCCAACAUUGUACCUGUACCUAAGAAAGAUGGGAAGAAGGCCAUUAAGAGCAGUGUGAUUGCUGAUUAUCUCGCGCAUCAACCUGUGGACGAUUACCAGUCUAUGUACUUUGAGUUCCCUGAUGAGGAUAUAAUAUGUGUGGCAGAGACGUCCAAAAGUCAAGAUCAAGAGGAGGGACCUGAACCAGGGGCGCGAUGGACGCUCGUGUUCGAUGGUGCCUCGAAUGCAUUGGGUAAUGGUAUUGGGAUCAAUGGAGAUUGGGAAACGCGCCAUCCCAACUUGAUUCCUUAUAGAGAACAUGUUGUGAAACUGGCUCAAUAUUUCGAUGAGAUCACUUUUGAUCAUAUCCCUCGAGAGGAAAAUCAUUUGGCUGAUGCCUUGGCCACUUUAGCGUCCAUGUUCAAAGUCAAAUGGGACAACGAAGCGCCCUCAAUCGUGAUCAAAAGGUUGGAUGAGCCUGCAUUCUGUGGUGUUAUUGAUAAUGUGCCGGAUGAGAAACCAUGGUUUCAUGACAUCAAGAAAUUUCUGGAGACCCGAGAGUAUUCUAAGGGUGCUUCCCUUACGGAUAGGAAAACUCUAAAGAGACUAUCUGCCAAGUUCUUCAUUGCUGGAGGUGAAGAUGAUGAAGAAGAAGAUUCGGCGUUGCAUAUUGAAGAUUGGUUGAUGAUGAAGGUGAAUUGUGGAGAUGGUGAUGAAGAAUGA